Molecule: messenger RNA, 3280 nt
Organism: Nezara viridula (southern green stink bug)
Lineage: Eukaryota; Metazoa; Arthropoda; Insecta; Hemiptera; Pentatomidae
Source: the annotation of a GenBank genome assembly
CUCACUGAUAAAGGGGGAGGUUGUCUUUUAGUUACAUAGUUCUCGCUGCUAUCUCUAACACUCCUCUUGUAUACGUUUUUCUAUUGCUGUAGGUUUUUUCGAUAGUUUUAAAUGGUCAGAUUAUUAUUUUCUAUCGUGUCCAACUAAUAUUUUUCUUUUCUUCAAAUUGUAAAUAUUUUAUCAUGAUAAAGUUUAUUUUUCUGAUCUGCUGAGUGUUGCAUAACAGAUAGCAGUCAUGCCAGCUGUUAGGGGAGAUGGCAUGCGUGGCCUUGCAGUUUUCAUUUCAGACAUAAGAAACUGUAAAAGCAAAGAGGCAGAAGUUAAGAGAAUUAACAAAGAACUAGCUAACAUACGCAGUAAAUUCAAAGGGGAUAAAACUUUAGAUGGCUAUCAAAAAAAGAAAUAUGUGUGUAAGCUGUUAUUCAUUUUCUUGUUGGGCCAUGAUAUUGAUUUUGGUCAUAUGGAAGCAGUUAAUCUUUUGUCUUCAAACAAAUAUUCUGAAAAGCAAAUUGGAUAUCUGUUUAUAUCAGUCCUGGUUAAUACUAAUAGUGAUUUAAUUAACUUAAUUAUUCAAAGCAUAAAGAAUGAUUUAGCAUCUAGAAAUCCUAUUCAUGUUAACCUUGCUAUGCAGUGUAUAGCAAACAUUGGGAGCAGGGAGAUGGCGGAAGCUUUUGGUUAUGACAUUCCUAAGCUACUUGUUUCUGGAGAUACUAUGGAUGUUGUGAAGCAAUCUGCUGCUCUGUGUUUACUUCGCCUAUUUCGAACAUCCCAGGAAAUUAUUCCUGGAGGAGAGUGGACAUCUCGAAUAGUACAUUUAUUAAAUGAUCAACAUUUAGGAGUGGUAACAGCUGCUGCUUCAUUAAUUGAUGCUCUAGUAAAGCGCAAUCCUGAUGAAUAUAAAGGCUGUAUCAGUUUGGCUGUUUCUAGAUUAAGUAGAAUUGUAACAUCCAGUUAUACCGAUUUACAAGAUUACACCUACUAUUUUGUACCAGCACCUUGGCUUUCUGUGAAACUUUUGCGGCUUUUACAAAAUUAUACUCCACCAGAGGAUCCUGGAGUUCGUGGAAGACUAAAUGAAUGUUUGGAAACCAUUCUUAACAAAGCACAAGAACCUCCCAAAUCCAAAAAAGUUCAACAUUCCAAUGCAAAGAAUGCCGUAUUGUUUGAAGCCAUCAGUCUCAUUAUUCAUAAUGAUAGUGAACCUAAUCUAUUGGUCAGAGCCUGUAACCAAUUAGGUCAAUUCUUAUCUAACCGGGAGACCAAUCUUCGUUAUUUAGCCCUUGAAUCCAUGUGUCUACUAGCCACAUCAGAAUUUAGUCAUGAGGCUGUUAAAAAACAUCAGGAAGUUGUAAUAGUGUCAAUGAAGAUGGAAAAGGAUGUAUCAGUUAGACAACAGGCUGUUGAUUUAUUAUAUGCUAUGUGUGAUAGAAGUAAUGCAGAAGAAAUCGUUCAAGAAAUGUUGAAUUACCUUGAAACUGCUGAUUAUUCUAUUAGAGAAGAAAUGGUGUUAAAAGUUGCAAUACUAGCCGAAAAAUAUGCUACUGACUAUACUUGGUAUGUUGAUGUUAUACUCAAUCUCAUUCGAAUAGCCGGAGAUUAUGUUUCUGAAGAAGUCUGGUACAGAGUUAUUCAAAUAGUAAUUAACCGUGAUGAUGUCCAAGGCUAUGCUGCUAAAACUGUUUUUGAGGCACUUCAAGCACCUGCUUGUCAUGAAAAUAUGGUGAAGGUCGGUGGCUAUAUAUUAGGGGAAUUUGGAAAUUUAAUUGCUGGUGAUAAAAGAUCUGCUCCUAUCGUACAGUUUCAACUGCUUCAUUCAAAGUAUCACCUUUGCUCUCCAAUGACAAGAGCUUUACUCCUAUCUACAUAUGUUAAGUUUGUAAAUUUGUUCCCUGAAGUUAAACAAGUUGUUCAAGAAGUUUUCCGACAACAUAGUAAUCUUCGUAGUGCUGAUGCAGAAUUACAGCAAAGAGCUUCUGAAUACCUUCAGUUGAGCAUUAUUGCUUCUACAGAUGUUUUGGCAACUGUUUUAGAAGAAAUGCCAUCAUUUCCUGAAAGGGAAUCAUCAAUUUUAGCUGUUUUGAAGAAAAAGAAACCUGGAAGAGUACCAGAAAAUGAAAUCCGCCCUGCUCUGACACACAAUAUGAAUUCAUCUGAACAUACUACAAAUCACAAUUCAAAUAACCUAACUAGUUCUGCUGCUACAAAUAAUGCUGCAACUGACCUUCUGGGACUUUCAACUCCUCCAGCACCAACUAAUACUGGGGUCCUUUUAGAUGUUCUAGUUGGUGAUAUUUAUGGUGGGGGAAAUGCCAUCAAUAAUACUCCAUCUAGCACUAUUCAGCAAAACACUUAUAAUCCUAAAAAGUUUAUAUGUAAAAAUAAUGGAGUUUUAUUUGAAAAUGACUUGAUUCAAAUUGGUGUUAAAUGUGAAUUCAGACAGAAUUUAGGAAGGUUGGGAUUAUUUUAUGGAAAUAAGACAUCUUUUCCUUUGCAGGGUUUCACAGCUUCCCUUCUGAAUCCUAAUGAAUGGGUUACAAAACUAAGUUUACAAAUUAAACCAGUAGAGCCUGUAUUAGAUGCUGGUGCACAAAUUCAACAAAUGGUUAAUGUAGAAUGUGUUGAAGAUUACACAGAUGCUCCUAGUAUGAAUAUUUCUUUCAUUUAUAAUAAUGUUCCUCAGAAGUUGACGAUUAAGCUUCCUAUAUUCAUAAAUAAAUUUUUUGAACCUACUGAAAUGAAUGGUGAAUCGUUUUUUGCGAGAUGGAAAAAUCUAGGAGGCAAUCCACAAAAAUCACAGUUAAUAUUUCGUGCUACUCAAGGAAUGGAUUUAAUGGCCACUAGAACCAAGCUUAUUGGAUUUGGAAUGCAAUUACUUGAUGGCAUUGACCCCAAUCCUGAUAACUUUGUUUGUGCUGGUAUUGUUCAUACCAGAACUCAGCAGAUAGGAUGUCUUCUACGUUUAGAGCCUAAUAAGCAAGCUCAAAUGUAUCGCCUCACUGUAAGAUCAAGUAAAGAGUCAGUAUCUCAAGAAAUAUGCGAACUGCUCUCCGAUCAGUUCUAAAAUGAGAAAAUAACAUACACUGUGUAAGAUAAUCUCAGAUCUGUAUUUAAAUAAAUGUUUGUAAUGCUUAAUAUAGUUACCUUAUAAUCUUAUAUUUUUUAAAUGUUAUAUUUUUGUUUGGAAUAUUCAUGAAAUUUUUAUGGUUUGAAAAACAAUAUUAAAAUUUAUUGAAAAUCGUUUAAUUUUUAUUUUUGAUUUAUUUAAAACAUUAGUAUAUAA